Molecule: messenger RNA, 1287 nt
Organism: Symsagittifera roscoffensis
Lineage: Eukaryota; Metazoa; Xenacoelomorpha; Acoela; Convolutidae
Exons: 2
Coding region: 1-1287 (428 amino acids)
Source: RefSeq, a predicted model, not a curated record
AUGCCGUUCGGAUUGUGCAACGCGUUGGCCACAUUCCAGCGACUGAUGGCCCAGGCACUCACGAGUGUGACGAAGAAAUACGGGAACAUCAUCAUGUGUUACGUCGAUGAUGUCGUGAUCGCAACGCCAACCCUAGAGGAUCAGAUAGAGAGGUUAGAUGAGGUGUUUACUUGCAUGAAGCAGGCGGGAUUGAAGUGUAAACCCUCGAAGUGUGAAAUCCUCAGAGACUCCAUAAAGUAUCUAGGCCGCCUGGCGGAUAAGCUUGGAGUGAGACCCGAUCCCGAAGCGGUCGAAGCUGUUUUGACCUGGAAGGCACCCAAGACAGAUACACAAGUGAUGAGUUUUUUGGGGUUCACUAACUCUUAUGAGGAAUUCGUCAAGGGAUACGCCGAUAAAAUAUACCCCAUGCAACAGUUGAUGAGAAACAAAGGCAAAAAGUUCACUUGGACUGAUGAGGCACAAGGUUCAUUUGAAAACCUUAAAUGUGAACUUUGCGAGGCACCAGUCCUCGGUAUGCCAACAGAGAAGGGGAUGUUUGUGUUGGACACGGAUGCAUCAGUGGUUGCGAUAUCAGGCAUACUUCACCAGGAGCAAGAGUGGAACGGGAGAACAGUUCUCCAUCCAAUAGCCUACGGAAACAAGGAGACUUACGACAAACUACCACCAACUAGGUGGCUGAUUAAGUCAGGGCACCCUAUACCAGGACACUAUGAACUUCCAGUGGAAACGGCCGCGGAGAUAAAGUUUUUAGCCAGGGGUGAAGCCGUUCCGCUGGAUAUGCUAGUCCCAUCCAAUCUGGUACAGCAGGAGCUCACCAGGUUGGGUAUAAACAGCAUAGCUCUGCUCAACAAGAGAGUGAAUGUGGCGCCGGACGUCAUGGGGCAACUUAGUGAUUUGCUGGAUAGAGAAGUCGACAGAAAUGAUCGUGAGUGGAUGGAGACCAUGCAGCGAUUGACCGUAACUGAGAAAACGGAGAAGAGGCCAGUGAUCAUUCUCGGUCGCGAUGUGGAACGGGAUUGCCGGUCGAUAGUGAACCAGCUGAUGAUCUCAAUGCCGAAGGAUGUUUUGUUGAGGACUUCGUUCAUAGAACGUGGGAGACCGACCCCGGUCCAAGUUACAGAGAGAGUCAGGGUCAAGUCGAAAUCCAGCUUCACGAGAAAAGUACAUUUCACGGAUGUAACAGAGGAGUACGAUCCGAGCUCAGAUUGCUCUUCCUGGGACGAAACAAUGUCCGGGGAGUCGGACACCUCCAGGCCCGUGCAGGACGAUUUGUCCGGGAGAGGUUGA